CACCAACCGAUCGACCAUCACUCGAAUAACCUUAGGAGUUUAUUCCAAGUAACCGGUGGUCGCAACCAGUUCUGAUCGCAUGGCGAUGUACUCGCAAGGUUCAGCGCUCCUCCAACAGGUUGGAAUAGCGCUCGAUUCUCUACGAUAUGUGCUGUCGCCGUUGAUGGCACGACCAAGGCCAAAUCCCCAGGUUACGUCGCACCAACCACGGAUCGACCUGCCAGACUUCAUGAAGGAUAUUGCGUCUUUUGACGCUCUGCGAAUAUUGCCCUCGAGGGAGCUCGCAUUGCAGCCGAUCCCCGUCCCAGCGAUGCCUACUUCUCGACACUUCAGCCCCAGGAUACGUCUUGCCUCUUCCCCAUUCCCCACCCCCCUCACAACCCUCUUCCGCACUCCCUCCAUGCCCUCUUCGAUCCGCCAUAUGUCAACAGCAUCCCGACACGACUCCUACCUCUUUCGUCUUCAACAAAACGCAAACGCGAUGCCAAGCAACGCAGCCGCUCAAGCCAAGUUCUACUCGGCGUGUUUGGAUAAGGGACAUCCUGAGGCGGUUGUAGAGAGGUAUGAGACCGCUGGCGUGGCCCGGGAUGAUGAGUGUACGGAGUUAUAUAUCCGUGCUUGUGAAGAAGCUCCGGAGUCUCCCUUCGAUAUCCUGGGUGGGGGCCGGGGCAAAGCCGGUCCCUCGAAGACUGGGGGCAGGAAAUACGGAACGGAAGACAAGCCGAUCCAUGUCCAAGUCACCAGUAGUCCAUUCGACAGCGUCAUGUCCUUCCUCAAGUCUGUCCUCGGCUUGCUCAUGUUUGGCGGUAUUGCGUACACCAUGAUCAACAUGGCGCGAGCGCAGCUCGGCGAGGGCCGCGGAUCGAAGAUGCUUCAACCCGACGAUCCGGCUGUGCCGAAGGUGAGGUUUAGUGAUGUACAGGGUGUUGAUGAGGCCAAGGAGGAUUUGCAGGAGGUUGUGGAGUUCUUGAGGAAUCCUAUGAAGUUUACGGCGUUGGGUGGAAAGUUGCCCAAGGGUGUGUUGUUGAAGGGACCGCCGGGUACGGGUAAGACUAUGCUUGCGAAGGCUGUUGCUGGUGAGGCUGGUGUUCCGUUCAUCUCCACGUCUGGGUCUGAAUUUGAGGAGAUGUUUGUUGGUCUUGGUGCGAAGCGCAUUCGUGACCUCUUCAACGUGGCGAAGAAGAACGCGCCGUGUAUCAUCUUCAUCGAUGAGCUCGAUGCUGUUGGUGGUUCACGUGAUGACAAACAGAGCUGGAGCAACAAUCAGACCUUGAACCAGUUGCUGGUUGAGCUCGAUGGAUUCGACUCGAAUGAGAAUAUCGUCAUUAUCGGAGCUACCAACUUCGCCAAGAAACUCGAUCCAGCGCUCGUCCGCCCCGGCCGUUUCGACCGGCACGUCGUUGUCCCCCUCCCAGACGUCCGUGGCCGUGUCGAAGUCCUUCGACACUACGCCAAGAACAUCAUUCUUCAUCCCCAAGUCAACCUCGAACUCAUCGCGCGUGGAACCUCAGGUAUGUCUGGUGCCGACCUCGUUAACCUCAUCAACACCGCCGCUGUCCGCGCUAGUCGCGAGGGUGCGCUGGCGGUGAAUCUCAACCACAUGGAGUGGGCGAAGGAUAAGAUCUUGAUGGGUGCGGAACGAAAAACGAAGGUCUCCACGGAGGCUCAGAAGCUGGCUACGGCGUACCAUGAGGGUGGACAUGCGAUGAUGGCGAUUUACGCCGAGAAGGCGAUGCCUCUGUACAAAGCUACCAUUAUGCCCCGUGGUGAGGCUUUGGGUAUUACGUUCUCGCUACCGGAUAUGGAUAAGGACUCUUUCUCCAAGACCGAGUAUAUCAGUCAGAUUGAUGUUGCUAUGGGAGGUCGUGUGGCUGAGGAGUUGGUCUACGGAAAGGAGAACGUGACGAGUGGUGCUAGCAGUGAUAUCGCCAAUGCUACUAACGUGGCGAAGGCCAUGGUCACCCAAUGGGGAUUCUCGGAUAAGGUUGGUCCUGUUCGAUGGACUGGAGGAGACUACGAGCAACUUUCAACGGAGACGAAGCAGGUCAUUGAGAGUGAGAUCCGUACGAUGAUUGAGGCGUCUGAGGCGAGAGCGAGGAGGAUCCUGAGAGAGAAAAGGGAUGAGUUGGAUAGGUUGGCGCAUGCGCUUGUUCAGUACGAGACGCUUACGGCGGAGGAGAUCAGGACUGUGAUGAAGGGGGGCCGGAUCAGCAAGCAGUACCCUUCGACAUUAUAAGUUAUUGAUGUACAUACAGUAUGUGCAUUUGCUAGCGCUUUUUGGAUAAAAGGUUGGCGUACGGCAUAGCAUCUCUCAUCUCUGAACAUCUUCCGU
Molecule: messenger RNA, 2332 nt
Organism: Saitoella complicata NRRL Y-17804
Lineage: Eukaryota; Fungi; Ascomycota; Saitoellomycetes; Saitoellales; Saitoellaceae
Product: ATP-dependent metallopeptidase Hfl
Exons: 2
Coding region: 80-2236 (718 amino acids)
Biological process (GO): mitochondrion organization; protein quality control for misfolded or incompletely synthesized proteins
Cellular component (GO): mitochondrial inner membrane
Molecular function (GO): metalloendopeptidase activity; ATP-dependent peptidase activity; ATP binding
Source: RefSeq, a predicted model, not a curated record